Molecule: messenger RNA, 3336 nt
Organism: Tetranychus urticae (two-spotted spider mite)
Lineage: Eukaryota; Metazoa; Arthropoda; Arachnida; Trombidiformes; Tetranychidae
Product: sodium/calcium exchanger 1
Biological process (GO): cell communication; calcium ion import across plasma membrane; sodium ion transmembrane transport
Cellular component (GO): postsynapse; axon; sarcolemma
Molecular function (GO): calcium:sodium antiporter activity
Source: RefSeq, a predicted model, not a curated record
ACAAAAAACUUGUAAGACUAAAUGAAAAAGUGAAACUAUUCAUCAGUAAUCUUGUUAUAACUGUUGGUUUAAUUUGAAAGCUAUUUUGGGCAUGUUUCACUAGUUUAACAGGAGUUACUUUGAAUUUACCUGAAAAUGGAUUGACCUGAGACAAUAUUUAACUUUGUGAACUGUAUAAUAAGUUAGUACAAAUUAGCUUUUCUUUUACAAGUCAACUUUUAUUCAUCAACAUGUCAACCAUUGUUUCAAAUUCAUCUUUUUUUGACCACAAUGGUGACCAAUGUGUUUCCCGUGGAUUAAUGUUACCCUACCUGGGUUAUGCAUCAAUGUUACUUUGGGUGAGAAUUGUUGGUUAUCUUCUUCUUCUUCUUUACCUGUUUCUUGGUAUUGCCAUUAUUGCCGAUAUAUUUAUGUGUGCGAUUGAACGGAUCACUUCGCAAACAAAGAAAAUUCUUGUCAAUCCUGGAGAUGCCAAUACACCGCCAGAAUACAUGGAAGUAUUGGUUUGGAAUGAAACCGUGGCCAAUCUAACUCUCAUGGCUUUGGGUUCUUCUGCUCCUGAAAUUUUACUCGCCAUAAUUGAGAUCGUCUCUUCUGGAUUCGUUUCUGGUGCUUUAGGGCCUGGUACUAUUGUUGGUUCAGCAGCUUACAAUUUAUUCAUGAUUUCUGCCGUUUGUGUUAUUGGCAUUCCAAAUCAUGAAUCUCGAACCAUCAAAGCAAUCAAGGUUUUUGCAGUUACUUGCACUUUCAGUGUGUUUGCUUACCUUUGGCUAUUCCUUAUUCUGGUUACCAUUUCACCCGAUGUCGUUGAAGUUUGGGAAGCACUUUUGACCUUUCUUUUCUUUCCUAUUCUGGUAUUUAUCGCAUAUGCUGCCGAUCGCAAUUUUUUCAUGUCUCAAGGAAUCGAACCGGCCAAAGGAAGUUUCACCGAGGUUGAUUCUGGAGCAAGAGUUGAAGAUUUUUUCCCAAAAGGCAAAAUUAGCAAGAAAAGCUUGGCAAAGUUUCUGAAGGAAGUACGUAAAGUUGACCCCAACAUUUCAACCGAAGAUGCUGCUUGCUUGGCUGCCACUUAUCUCUUUGAACAUGAACGCCAUUCUCGACUUUUUUACCGAGUCUCUGCUUGCCGUUGGUUAUCUGGUUCUCGACCACCUUUUCCUCAUUUAACCAAGGAACUUCAACAAGUGUACGAUUUAAUGAAAGAUCACAUGAGUGGUGGACAUGCCAUUAAAUCUGUUCCUGAUGGUGCCAUUGCAUUGACUACUGUUGCAGCUGAAAUUGCUCACGAAAAGGAUAUCGCUGUGGUCCAAUUUGCUGCUCCUACUGCCGCAGUCCUUGAGAAUGCUGGUUCUGUUGAUGUUACUGUUGUUCGUUAUGGUCGCAUGGACAAUUCGGUACAAUGUUUAGUUGAAACUCUUGAUCGAACCGCUAAAGCAGGCCGAGAUUACAAAGCUUUCAAAGAGAUUGUCACACUUGAACCUUAUGAAAAGGAGAAGACUAUUAACAUUGAAAUCAUUGACGAUGACAACUGGAAUCCUGACAACAUCUUUUUGGUCAAACUCACUUUAAUUGACAAUGAUAAUAACAAUGAAUCGGCAGCCGUUGCCAAAGGACGAAUUUGCAUGAUGACUGUAACUAUUGUUGAUGACGAUUUUCCGGGUAUCAUUGCAUUUGGACAAAGGUUGAUUACGGUUGAAGAAGAUGUUGGUAAAGUGGUGAUACCGGUACUUCGAGAACAAGGUUCUGAUGGAGAGAUUGAAGUGAAAUGGAAAACUGUUGAUGGAACUGCCAAAAAUGGGCGAGAUUAUUCUGGUGGUGAAGGUACUCUUUUAUUCGCACACGGAGUUAUGCGACAAGAAAUUGAAAUUGCCAUUGAAAAUGAUUUUGAAGAAAUUAAAGACGAAUAUUUCGAGGUUCACUUGUUGAGUGCCACAAAUGGAGCUAAAAUAGGAAAAAUUAACUCAAUCAUGGUUACAGUUACUAAUGAUUCCGAUUAUAAUGCUAUCAUGUCCAAAUUAAUGACAAAGAUUGGAAAGAAAAGGAAAGGCUUUAAAAUUGCCAAAGAUCAAUGGGUUGAACAGUUUAGGUCAGCAAUGACAAUAGAAGGUUCAGAGGAAAUUAAACCCAAUUUCAUCGACUAUUUCUUCCAUGUUUUAUCUUUUGUUUGGAAAGUAAUGUUCGCCUUUGUGCCUCCACCGAGCAUUUGGAAUGGAUGGUUAACCUUUAUUGUUUCACUUAUCCUCAUUGGUUUCAUAACUACAAUUGUAGGUGACACAGCUGAAGCUUUCGGAUGCUUAACUGGUCUUAAACCUUCCAUCACCGCAAUUACUCUUGUGGCCAUGGGCACAUCUUUACCAGAUACUUUUGCAUCCAAGACUGCCGCUCGAAUGGAAAAGUAUGCCGAUAACGCAAUCGGUAAUAUCACGGGCAGUAACUCAGUUAAUGUCUUCCUUGGACUUGGUCUACCUUGGUUAAUGGCUGCUGUUUACUGGUCAUCCAAGGGGCAAAUAUUUGAAGUGCCAGCUGGUGACUUGGGCUAUUCGGUAGCUCUUUACACAGCUUUAUCGUUUAUCUGUAUCGCUAUUCUUCUUCUCCGUCGAAUUGCACCAAUCUUUGGUCCUGGUGAGCUUGGAGGACCUUUACGCUAUUCGAUUCCAACAUUCAUCAUUUUUGUUAUCCUUUGGAUUAUUUACAUUGCAGGAUCUGUAAUGAAAGCUCAAUCAAUUUGAAGUUAAGAAAAAUUGAUUCAACUCAAAAAGUAGUUGAAGAUGACAGAAGACCAAAGCCAUGGACUUGAAAAAUUUUCCCAUUGGGGCUGAAUCUUGCGUCUACUAAUCGUGACUUUUCAACGAGAGGAAGCAGAAGUUCAUGUCAACUGCAAAUACUCUUAAUCAUGUUUUUAAUUUUUAAAUUUAUUUUUGCUUUACACCAAUUUUCACAUCUUGAAACAUCUUCCAUCAAUUGCUUCUAAGCCUUUUAACUUAUCAUUUAUACAUUCCAACUUAUAAUUUAUCGUAACUGGUGAUAUUUUGUUUUUUGCUUAUCUUAAUAGUUCAGGUCAAUUUUAUAUUUUUGUAAAAACACGAAGAAUCUUUACUUUUGUUCAUGUCCUUUGAAGGCCAUUCUAAAAUUCUUGUUUGACGUUAAACUCAAGAGCGAAACUUAUUUUGCCAAAUCAAAAAAGAAAUUCAAUUUAUGAAUUAACGACUCUUUUUAAUUUACAAAAGAGGUAAAAUCAUCUCUAAUUUAUUCUGCUCGUUGUUAAAAUCAACGAUAUAUACCUCAUCAUGUCAUAAUCAUCGAGACAAUUAUUGAAAUAAAAUUAAUUUGACCGUCCAA